AUGUUAAUCCAUCCAACAGGCAGGGAAAAAACAAAAACCAAGACCAUUGAGGAAAAUCCGGACCUCCGCUCAUAG
Molecule: messenger RNA, 75 nt
Organism: Acanthoscelides obtectus
Lineage: Eukaryota; Metazoa; Arthropoda; Insecta; Coleoptera; Chrysomelidae
Source: the annotation of a GenBank genome assembly